Polypterus senegalus (gray bichir) is the source of this 3519-nucleotide messenger RNA. RefSeq names its product mannosyl-oligosaccharide glucosidase (gene mogs). The record is from RefSeq and is a predicted model, not a curated record. Gene Ontology annotation, molecular function: Glc3Man9GlcNAc2 oligosaccharide glucosidase activity. The transcript has 5 exons. Gene Ontology annotation, cellular component: endoplasmic reticulum membrane. The coding region runs from base 179 to 2749 and encodes 856 amino acids. Gene Ontology annotation, biological process: oligosaccharide metabolic process; protein N-linked glycosylation. Lineage: Eukaryota; Metazoa; Chordata; Cladistia; Polypteriformes; Polypteridae.
CCCAGAGCUGCAACGCGUCUGCGACGGGCAGUUGCGGCUUGGCUGCGUGUUGGAGUCCAUUGAUUUGGGCAGGAAGUGAAUUAGAGUGAUGCACGGCAGGAGUGGGCACAGCUGGUAAGGGGUGGUCUUUUCUUUUCGUUAUGCCUGAUGAGUUGACCCGCAGGUCUUAAAGAGAAUUAUGGGCAGACAAAGGCAUGGAAGACGGAUUGUCCCAAACAGCAGUAAAGAUGUCGGUGACUUUACUCCUCAUGGAAAGGAAGACAAAAAAAAGGACUUUACCAACUCAAUCUUACAUCGAAAAGAGAAGAAGAAAAAGCCAGAUAUUGCCAAGAUUUUUAUCAAUAUCUCCAUAGGACUUUGCAUCUUUAGCCUGGUUUGGUUUUUCUAUGCCAUGUAUAUGCGUUCCUAUUUGGCGAAAAGGAUCGUCACUCUUCACCCUUCACCGAAAAUUAUAGAUGAAAAUGGUACUUCAGCUGCCGUGUGUCCAGAGCGAUUCUGGGGCUCCUAUAGACCUCAGGUUUAUUUUGGAAUGAAAACUCGUAGUCCCAGACCAAUUGUAACAGGGAUGAUGUGGUUGCGGCAGUUUGGAGGACUUGACAUAAACCUUAGACACAAUUGUGAGCAGGGAGAUCACUUACCAAGUUAUGGCUGGCUGAUGCAUGAUGGUACGAGUUUUGGCAUUCAGGAGAUUAGGGAUGUGGACUUUACAUUAACCACAGAGUUUGUGAAGAGAGCUGGAGGUGACCAUGGCGGAGAUUGGACCUGGAGAAUUACAGCCAAGCAGCAGAGCACUUCACCUCAGGCUCCUGUGAUCUCUUUACUGUUUUAUGUGGCAGCAGAUGGCCAGGGGUCACUUCAGCCACACAUUGAAGAGAAAAACCGUCUUGGUUCAGUAACAGGCUCCUCAGAGGAGCUUGGCCAAUUUAAGCUUACUUUUCGGAAACCUUCUGCUGGUGGUAAUACAAUUGAAAAGUUUGCAAGCUAUAACCACUUAACAACAGUCAGUCUGGGCCUGGACAAGCUAACAGAAGUAGUCAAGAACAGCUUGAGUGGCAGAUUUGUCUAUAGCUCUCCUUCAGGUGAGAAGCGGCAUUAUAUUGCUGUGGAUUCAUAUAAGCCACCAUCUCCACAACAGCCGAAACAACGAGGAGAAGAGCGGAAAGAAAGUGACUUUGUGGUUCAUCAAGUAACUGUGCAGACUCCCUUUCAAAUUGAAGUAUUAUUCGAGUCUGCUAGCUUCAAGGAGAGGCCAAAUCAGCUGGCUGGAGAUGUGCUAACAGAGGAGCUAGAAAAGAAGAAGUAUGCAUUUGACGAAAAAUUUGAGAAAGUCUUUGGUCUUCAGAAGAAGGGUUAUACGCCUUCGCAAAUAAAAUUUAGCAAAGCAGCACUGAGCAACAUGCUUGGUGGAUUAGGUUACUUCAAUGGACAGUCAGCUGUUCAGUCUAAGUUCAAUGAAUAUCCUCUUUUGUACCCUGAAGGACCUCUGUUUACUGCAGUGCCUUCUCGUUCCUUCUUUCCCCGAGGAUUUUUGUGGGAUGAGGGCUUUCAUCAACUACUUGUAAAUAAGUGGGAUCCUGAUAUCACUAAAGAAUCCAUAGGUCACUGGCUGGAUUUAAUGAAUGUUGAGGGCUGGAUUCCUCGAGAACAGAUUUUAGAUGAUGAGGCUCGAAGCAAGGUACCUGCUGAGUUUAUCAUUCAAAGGAACGAAAAUGCUAAUCCUCCCACUCUCUUCUUGGCCUUACAGAAGCUAAUUGGCUCUUCAGGUCUAGAAACUAAGCAAUUAGACAAGAAGACCAAAGAUUUUCUAAAAAGACUAUUUCCUAGGCUACAGACUUGGUUUGAGUGGUACAAUACUACACAGUUGGGGCCAGUUGCAAAUUCUUAUAGGUGGAGGGGCCGUGACAAGGAUACUGACUUGUUUCUCAAUCCGAAGACUUUGACAUCAGGCCUAGAUGAUUAUCCAAGGGCCUCUCAUCCAUCACAGGAUGAAAGACAUGUAGACCUGUAUUGCUGGAUGACCCUAAUUUCAAGGAUUAUGACUGACAUUGCUAAAUUGUUAGGAGAACCUUACGAAAUAUAUGAGAGGACUUACAUGAGCUUAAGUGAUAGUUCGGUCUUGGAAGAACUUCACUGGUCAGAGCAGCUAAAAGCUUUUGCUGACUAUGGAAACCACACACAAUCAGUGAUUCUGCAACGAGAGAAGGUUUAUAUACCACCAGGUCAGCCUAGGCACCAACUCCCCACUGCUAGGCUUGUACGAUCUGUGCGCAAAGCUCCCAAACUGCAGUAUGUCAAUGCUUUUGGAUAUAUUAGUCUUUUCCCAUUCUUGCUGCAGGUUCUUCAGCCAGAUUCUCCCAAACUUGAACAUAUCCUCAAGGAUAUUCAUGAUGAGCAGAAACUCUGGACGCCUUUUGGACUACGCUCUCUUUCUAAAUCUGAUCCACUCUACAUGAAGCGAAACACUGAACAUGAUGCUCCUUACUGGAGAGGGCCUAUUUGGAUCAAUAUCAACUAUCUGGCCAUCAGAGCAUUACAUUACUAUGCCAAUGUAGAUGGUCCAUAUAAAGAAACUGCUGCAUCACUUUAUCAGGAAUUGAGGACUAAUGUGGUACAAAAUAUAUACACACAGUAUACAGAGACUGGUUAUGUUUGGGAGCAGUAUAAUGACAGUUCAGGAAAGGGCCAAGGAAGUCAUCCUUUUACUGGCUGGUCUGCACUCUGUGUAUUAAUAAUGGCCGAAGAUUACUGAAACAGCAUUGCUGCAGUGGAGUGUUUUUUUUUUUUUUUGUUUUGUUUUGAGAAGUCCUGUUUGAGAUGCACAGCUUGCAGUUCAGGGUUAUGUUCAUAAUUUUGGCAGACAUUAUUUUCAGGGUAUUUUGAGAGGUUUAAUUAUCUGACCAUGGGUCCUUACAUGCAUAAUGUAUUCCCUUACUGUGACAUUCUUUCUUUUUUAUGGAUAUUGUUUUAGACAAAAUUUACUUGCAGCUGCACUGAAAAUCUAAAUAUUGUUAAUUUCCCUUCCAAAGAAUAAAAAUUGCAAGUAUUAAGGCUCUUACAAAAAUAUUUUUCAUCUUUACCACAGACAUUCUCUUCACUUAAUUUACUGUUGAGCCUUUUUUUUUUGUAAAUAACUGUAAUAAUUGUGUAUCUGUGAUUAUUUAAUAUGCUCUAUGAUUAGAGAGAGUGAGUGGCCUGGGUAUUUACUGCAGCUACAAGAUGCAUUCCCUUCCCUUCACUUGAGAGAGAGAGAGAGAGAAGGUGGAAUACACAGUUAGAUGUAUCACUUGAAAUGCAGGUAUUUUAAACAGAGCAAGGUAUUUUUAACUACAGUCAUCGUCUGACAGUUUGGCUUUUUAAUUUCAAAUAUUGCAUAUAAAGGAUUUCUUUUGUCUCACAAAAUGACAGCGAAGAAAUUGAUCUGUUUAUUAUGAGCGCAGAUUGUUUAUUGAAGCAUCCUUCUAAAGGGUUGCCUGAUCUGACAUUCUUAGAGGUUUCUAAUAAACAUGCUUUGGGUACUAA